CAAAUGCGUAGAAUAGAAACGCCAAACCUUCAGUUCAGAACGACGUCGGCUUUCGUCGUGUACGGUAUUGUGUUAGCGUUCUAGUUUGUAGAAAUCACUUAAAUCCUUUUUUUCCGCUCUUUGCAUCUGUUUUCCUAUCGUGCGUCGUUUUCACCUUUAGUUUUUCAUAACGGUCGGUGAAGCUUCGUAGAUUGUAUUCUUCAGGAGCAAAGUAGAAAGUUCGAAAUAUGGCCGAGGAAAAGAACGAAACGAGUCCGAACGCGGAGGGCGAACAGCCCGCGCAGGAAAUAACUCCGCCUGUCAAGGACGAAUCCAAGGAAAUCGUCAAAGAGGCUACGAAAGUCGAAGAGAAUGGCGAGGGUGAAAAGCCCAAGGAGAACGGAGAGGAUAAGGCUACUCCAGAGCCCAAGGACAUGAAGGCCAUCGUACUCAACGGAUUUGGCGGCCUCAAGAGCGUUAAGGCCCUCAGGAAGCCUGAGCCGACCCUGGGCGAGGGAGAGGUCCUCAUACGAGUCAAGGCAUGUGGUCUCAAUUUCCAAGAUCUGAUGGCCAGACAGGGUGCCAUCGACUCUCCGCCAAAAACCCCCUUCAUCUUGGGGUCUGAGUGUGCCGGAGAUAUCGAGCAAGUUGGUGAAGGUGUCGAGAAUUUCAAAGUUGGUGACAGGGUUGUUGCUUUACCAGACCACAAAGCCUGGGCUGAACUCGUUGCUGUCCCUGCAACUUCCGUUUUUGCUUUGCCACCUGACAUGAGCUAUCUGGAUGCAGCGGCUAUAACUAUGAACUACACUGUGGCUUACAUUUUACUUUUCGAAAUGGCAAACAUCACGCCCGGAAAAAGUUUACUUCUUCAUAGCGCUGGAGGUGGUGUGGGUCAAGCCGUUGUGCAACUCGCCAAAACUGUUAAGGAUGUUACCAUCUUUGGAGUCUGCAGCAAAUCAAAGCACGAACAACUUAAAGACUCCGGAAUCGAUCAUCUUCUGGAACGUGGCGUCGACUACGUGAAUGAAGUCAGAAAGAUUUCCGCUGAAGGCGUUGACAUCGUCUUGGACUGCCUAUGCGGGCAGGAAUGCAAUAACGGUUACGCCCUUUUGAAACCGAUGGGACGAUAUAUUCUGUACGGAUCGAGCAAUGUCGUCACGGGCGAGACCAAAAGCAUUUUCUCGGCAGCGCGAUCCUGGUGGCAGGUGGAUAAGGUUUCCCCUAUCAAGCUCUUCGAUGAGAACAAAACGAUUUCCGGUUUCAAUUUGCGUCACCUGAUGUACCAGCACGGAGGUACUGCUUACGCACGAAAAGCUGUAAACCAGGUCUUCCAAAUGUGGAAAGACGGAAAAGUAAAGCCCGUGGUGGACUCAACCUGGGCGCUCGAGGAUGUCCCUGAGGCUAUGCAGAAGAUGCAUGACCGAAAGAACGUGGGAAAAAUCGUUCUCGACCCAAGCCUGGAGCCAAAACCGAAGCCAGCAACUCCAGCGAAAACCAAGACAAAGGACAAGAAGAAUGCGAAUCAGGAAGAGAAGAAAGCUGCAAGUGUUGAUUCCGAUGAAGGCGAGAAGAAAAAGGAACCGGAAUUGACUAACGGAACGUCCGAGGACAAAUCUGAUAGUGAUUCGAAAGAGAAGGAAUCGAGCUGAAUUAUUAAUGCGCAAUAAAUUUGAAACACGAAGAAGCUGGUGUUCUUCAACAACAAAUUAGGAAACAACAGAAGAACCGAAUUUCCACGCGCAAUAAAAAAAAGCUUAAUUUACUGAUAAUGGUCUUCUUAAAGCCGUCACGCAGAGAUGAUAAUUAUGUGUGAGUAUAUUGUAAGAUCCAUGCGAAGAUCUACUUUAAAUCGAUUUGCCGAACAUGCGAAUCUACAUUGUUCGUCUUCAGUUUCCUUUCUUUACAAUCUUUAACAACUCGAACGUGAUAUCAUUUUAGAAGUUAACGAUAAAAGGAACGGCGCAUUUAUUUCCUUUUUCUUUUAAGUUAGUAUAGCGUCUUCUCUACGAGUCUGGGCACGAUCUCAGUGUGAAAAUCGCGAAGAGAAGGAGAGUCUUGAAUGUCCUUUUAUGUCGCAUAAGCUAAUGCAAAAAGAACCAAAUACAAUAUCAAUUUUGACGUGGGCCACAGUAGUUUACAAUUUCAAGGAGCCCCUUUUUAUUUUUAAAAUCAUACAGCAGAUGAGUUAAUUUUGAAAACGUAUGUCUAAUAAAAAAAGCUAUCGAUAAUUGCAAAUGCUAUUCUCCUAUACUAUACAAUAAUAACUCUUCCAUUAUGAGUAACGGUGCGUGUUAGAAGUAUCGAAGAAGGCAGUCGAAAAUUCAUUCCAAUUCUGUUAAUACGUACAAAAAAAAGGCCUACGAUUUUUUAAGAAAGCCUUUGUUUGAAGACAAAAAAAGUAAGGUAUCGAUUUCAACUAUUCUGAUCAACGACUUAAAACUAAUUUAGGGAAGGAUCAAUUGUUGUAGAUCCUCGAAUACUCGAUAUAACUGAACUGAUCUUUUUAUAUCUGCUUUUUUUUUACUUAGAGGACUUAGUAGAUUCACUGAAAGACAAUCGAGAAUCCGAGGUACCUACUUAGAUAGAAUUCGUAAAUGGCUUCAUACUUUUGCUACGAUUUACUUGACUUAAAAAAAUUUUCGACGACAGUUGAAUCGUGCUCUGCGAUGCACCACGGGUUCUCUUUUGCUUUGGGUAUUCAAUCAACCAACAAUUUUCGUACUUUACGUGACAGGAAAAGACUUGAGAUGUUAUAUUUUUUAUAAGUAUCAUUGUACGAGAAGAAACUCGAGGCCAAACUGAGAUACUGCAAAACUUUUCAUUUUCAAAAAGAGACUCGCACAAUUCUUCCAGAGAAUGAUUCGAACUGUGAGAAGCAACAUGCAUAUCUCCGAAACAGUGGAACAAUUUUAAGUAGCUAAUCCGAGUGUUUGAUAUCAGCCCUGGUGAGAAAAAGAUCCUAAUAUUCUCCGACUUUCGGAAACUUUUGAAUAAGCAGAGAACCCAAAAAUCAAUUUUUCUGUAAAAAAGACUUUUAAGAAGAACAGACUAUUGUGACAUUAGAGUAUAUUUUCUUAAACGUUCCGAAAAGAGGAGGAUGGUGAAUUUAGGAAGUUUUUUUCACCAAGGAAGUCUAUAUUUCAGUGAACUAUACGUGUAAUUAAAAUUAACUGGCGAAGAAUAUUCGUCGGCGUCUUGAAUUAAUUUUGCGUCGCUGCAAGCAUGAGUAAAAAAACAGAGAAUGAAGCGUGAGUGUCGAAGCGCAUAAGUAUAGAGCAUAACGAACGAAAUAGACGUGAAGUCGCAUUCGUAGAAAAAAAUCAGGAUAUACAGAUUGCACAUACACGCGCACAACCCUUACAUGGAAACUCACACAGACUUAAAACCAUACGAACAUUGUAUAUUUUACGUAAGGCUUUAAAUGUUUCAUGAAAUAACUACCUAUUAUAUUAUAAUAUAUCUAUAUAUUUGUAAUGAGUAACGACCAUUUCUACUCUCAUUGAUUUGUCCCAUUUUAAUGAUCGAAGAAUUGUCGAGUUAGGGGCAAUUCCUAAAUCGAGAGACCCACCGGGUUUCUCCAGCAAUCUUCAUUUUUUCAAUGUUGUUUUAUGUCGAAAAACGAAAGACUACUUGCUUGUUUCGUAGAAAACAAGCAGAUGGAAAAUCGUGAAUGAUUUAUAUUCCAUUUUAAUUGAUCAAUUUGUUGGAAGGCGACGUUGUCACGAGCAAUUUCAUUCAUUUUAUUUUUUUGUUUGGAAUCAUCACUACACAUACUACAAUAUAAUAUGCACUUUCCUUCGCGAGAAAGCAAAUCUAUAACUAUACAAUAUAAUUAUUUUUAAGGAGCCGAUACUCUAUUCGUGGAUCACUUUUGGUCUGCGAAACGAUAAACUGUAAUAACGAUGAAGUAAUUAUGUGUAAAAUUGUAAAAUUUAUUGAAGGGAAGCGGCCGAAAAUCCGUAGGUUUUCAAACGAGAGAUACUGGAGAACGUUUUACUCUGACCUGCAGUUAGUAGAGAAGUUUUGGCAUUCCAUGAGGGCGAUUUGGGUGGAGUAAAGAUGGAAAAAGUACGCCUUUUCGCACGCUUCCCUACGGCUUGAUAUAUAGAUUGUAUUUUUGGCUUAUUAUUGUAAGACUGACUAUGUUGCUAUAUUAAAAGAUUGCUUCGAAAACAG
Belonocnema kinseyi is the source of this 4155-nucleotide messenger RNA. RefSeq names its product synaptic vesicle membrane protein VAT-1 homolog-like. Gene Ontology annotation, molecular function: oxidoreductase activity; zinc ion binding. NCBI's taxonomy places the organism in Eukaryota, Metazoa, Arthropoda, Insecta, Hymenoptera, Cynipidae. The transcript is spliced from 7 exons. The record is from RefSeq and is a predicted model, not a curated record. The coding region runs from base 228 to 1628 and encodes 466 amino acids.